Molecule: messenger RNA, 1314 nt
Organism: Temnothorax curvispinosus
Lineage: Eukaryota; Metazoa; Arthropoda; Insecta; Hymenoptera; Formicidae
Gene: Eaf
Product: ell-associated factor Eaf
Exons: 5
Coding region: 190-1095 (301 amino acids)
Biological process (GO): regulation of transcription elongation by RNA polymerase II; positive regulation of DNA-templated transcription
Cellular component (GO): super elongation complex
Molecular function (GO): transcription elongation factor activity
Source: RefSeq, a predicted model, not a curated record
GAGAGAGCCAAGUGGCGCCUGGUAGAAUCUGGUAGAGUCCGCGUACCAUAUUUAUCUCGUUUCCAGAGUGGUGUGCAAUAACGCGAGGGGCAAGAAAGAGAGAUAUCGGUGCUCCGCGUUUGUUCCCCUCCCGAGUAAUUUGUUUAUUAAAACGAGCAGGAGAAAGCUGCGAGAAGAGAGGACGAAAUAAUGCAAGGUGUCAGCAUGGCCGAGCGACUCGGUUUGGGGCCUGAGGUCCGCGAGCUCAAGCUGGGUCCCAGCUUCACGAGCAACAGCUCCAAGUUUCACACCUUGAAAUAUGAUUUCAAACCUGCGAGCGUCGACGACUCCAAGGUAGCCAGAGUCGACGUGGGCUCGGAUAACACGAUAACGGUCACUGUGCCACAUCUGGAUGGCGCUGGCACCCCUCACACUGUGUUCAAGGGCUCGCAGAGGCCCUACAACAAGGAGUACGUCCUGAUCUUCGACAAAGUUACCGGGGAGAUUACAUUGGAGAAACUAGCCGCGAACAUCCAGGUUAAGAAGACGCGAGCGGAGCCGAAACGCAAUAGCAAUAACAAUUCCAUGCCCGUUGAGGUUAAAAGGAGCCCCACGUAUGGCAGGGCGAAUGGAAGGACCAAAGUUAUUAGUGGAAAAAAGAGGGAACCUUCGCUGCAGCUGCAUCCUAAACAACAGAGCCCUCAACGGACAUCGCCGUACGAUAAAACAAGUCCACCGACUAUAAUUGUCAAUAGCCCUUCGCCUGUGCAAUCGUCGAGUGGACAACCGACCUUGGCCAGUCUGCCAAUGAUCGGAUCCGACAAUGAUGACUUCGCGCUGUCAGCAGCAAUGAUGCCUGGAUCUUCCUCUCAGACUGUAGCUUCUCUAUCAAUUCCAAUACCAAAUACAAAAUCGACUACCUUGGAGAGCGAUUCUAGUUCAAGCAGUUCGAGUUCUGAUAGUUCAAGCAGCGAUUACGAAACGGAAAACGUUUCAGUGCCAACAGCAAUUAAUGGUAAUUUAAAUGGCACAACUGCCUCACCCACAUUGUUCAUGUCGGACAAUCUCUUAAAUGAUGAUCUGCAGUUAUCUGAAUCGGAGUCAGAUAGCGAUUAACGGUGAUAUGCUGAUAGAACUGAGAAGAAAUGUUCCAAGGAAGCCGACUGUAUAAUUUUUGUUCUGCGGUAUCUCUUUGUUAACAUAUCGACGAUUUUAUAGAUUACGAUAAUUCAUCGGAUUUCUUAAAAUUUUUAUACAUACAUCGCCAUCGUAAUGCAAUUGUAAUAGGUGCAAUUAUUUUUUUACAAUUCUGAAGAAUAAAAUCCCUAGAUUUAA